AAUGAAGACUUACCUAUUGAUAAUGUUCCUUUCGAAUUAGAAUGUAAUUUGCCAAAUUUCACUUUAGAUGAAAUAGAAGAAUCAGUAACUCAAAAUUUAAAUGGCUAUAAUAAUCAUGAGAAUGAAAGUUUAAUUCUCAACAAUAUUCCUUACGAAUUAGAAUAUGAUUUAUCAAAUUUCACUUUAGAAGAAUUUACAACACAUAAUUCCAAUGUUGACAAAUAUCCAUCUUGUAUUUCCCCUAAAAAAAACGAGAAUGAAGAAUUUACUACUGAUAAUAUUCCUUUCGAAUUUGAAUAUAAUUUCCCAUAUUUCACUUUAGAUCAAUUAGAAGAAUCAGCAACCCAAGAUUUGAUUCUCAACAAU
Molecule: messenger RNA, 366 nt
Organism: Funneliformis caledonium
Lineage: Eukaryota; Fungi; Glomeromycota; Glomeromycetes; Glomerales; Glomeraceae
Source: the annotation of a GenBank genome assembly